GGCUCGCGGGACCGCCGGGCGGGCAGGACGAGGCGCCAUGGCGGCCGCGCUGGGCGGAGGAGCAGAUGAUGACUUUGAUCAGUUUGAUAAGCCUGGUGCAGAAAGGUCUUGGAGGAGAAGAACUGGAGACGAUGACUGGGACAGUGAACUUGAAGAUGAUUUGCUUGGAGAGGAUUUGCUCGCUGGUAAAAAGAAUCAGUCUGACUUGUCAGAUGAAGAGCUGAAUGAUGAUCUUCUACAGAGUGACAAUGAAGAGGAACAACAUUUCAGUUCUCAAGGUGUCACAAUUAGUCUUAAUGCUACGACUGGUUUGAUUACAUCAUAUGGACUAUCUGAGACCACUAAUGAUCAAUCUAUACAACAUGAGUCAGAGUAUGACCAAGGGGAGGAUGAAACAGAUUAUGACAAAUCAGAAGAUCGUGAGAUGUACGCUCAGGAGUAUGCAGAGGAAGGACAGUAUGAAGGCAAUGAAGCUGAGCUUACAGAAGACCAAAUAGAGUAUGUGGAAGAGCAGGGAGAAGAAGAAAUUUACAAUGAUGAAGUACUAGACAUUGAAAUCAAUGAACCUCUAGAUGAAUUUCAAGAUGAAGAGUAUAUGCAGUCAUAUAAUGAACAGCAGGGAAUGGAAGACCAAGAAGACUAUGUAGCUGAAGAGGAACUGGAGGAAGUUCCUGACUCCCAAACACCUGGAAAUGAAUCUGAAGAGGUCACCAAUGAAACAUUGGAAUUUCAGGAAGAAACAAAAGAGGAAUCGGAUGAAGAGGAGGAUGAUGAUGAAGAAUCUGGACGACUGCGUUUCAAAACUGAACGAAAAGAAGGAACAAUUAUUAGGCUUUCAGAUGUUACAAGAGAGAGAAGAAACAUUCCUGAAACUUUGGAACUUUCUGCAGAAGCCAAAGCAGCAUUACUUGAAUUUGAAGAAAGGGAAAGGCAGUUUAAACAAGGACGGUACGGCUCAAGGAGAGGAGGGAGGAGAGGAGGUUCAGUAAUGUGUCAUGGAAUGGGAGAACAAAGAAGAGACAACAAUGAAAGGGGAAGAAUGAAGGAUCACAGGCCUGCACUGCUGCCAACGCAGCCAUCAACAACGACUCAUUCACAGAGGUUAAUUCCUCCUCAUCAGCAGCCUAUUAGAAGUCUGUUCCAGCAACAACAGCAGCAACAGCUACAGUCUCUGCUUCCUAUACAGCAUCAACAUCAUUCUCCUCCACCUCCAGGGAUGCAUAUGCCCCCACAAAUGGAAACACCUAGAAUAAUGAUGACUCCACCUCCAGUGACGCCCCAGCAGCCGAAGAAUAUACAUAUAAAUCCACACUUCAAAGGGACAGUAGUGACACCUGUGCAAGUGCCCUUGUUGCCAGUCCCAGCCCAGCCAAGACCUGCUGUAGGACCCCAGAGAUUUCCUGGCCCUCCAGAUUUUCAGCAGCAUGCUCCUGGACCUGUUCCCACCAGCUUCACCCAAGCACCACGACUUCCUCUUCAGGACCAAUGGAGAGGCCCACCUCCACCUCCACCACCGCCCCCUCCACCUCCUCCUCAAGAAAGAGAGCCUUUCUUCAUAGGAGAGCCAAGAUUUCCAAGCCAUCAUUUGUUUGAACAGCGGAGUCCCCCACCACCGCCACCUCCCUCGCUUCUCAAUAGUACGCAUCCUGUUCCUACCCAAAAUCCUCUGCCUUUCAGUCAGCCUGGACCAGGAUUUAAUCAGCAAGGGCAGCAACCAGUUUUUCCCAGAGAGAGGCCAAUAAGACCAAACCUACAGCCUCAAGUGGGAAUUCUUCACUUCAACCAGCCAGGUUCAGCAAACCCACGGCCUUUCAUUCCUCCCAGGCAACAGUUCUUACAAGGCCCAGGACAGCCAUUUCUAGCAACGCAUGCACAACCCAAUAUGCAGGGUCCCUUGCACCCUCCAUUACAGCCUCAGCCGCAGCCGCAGCACCACCACCAGCAGCAACCCCAUCACCAGCAGCAACAGCAGCAGCAUCAACACCAACAGCACCAGCACCAGCAACAUCAACAUCAACAUCAACAUCAUCACCACCUUCCACCACAGCCUUUGAUACCUAUGAACCAGCCACAGUACAGACCUCAUAUACAGACUUCACAGCAACAGCCAAAUAAUAAUAGAAUGCAGUGUCAACAGAGACAGGGUCCAAUGAAGCCAAGACAUAACACACCAUCACAAAAUGUUGUCAAGCGUUCAAAUCAGCAGCUACAAGCGACUGCAGCAAGAAAUAGCAACUUGCGUGAAUUACCAAUAGCACCAUCCCACGUUCUUGAAGCUAGCAACAACCGGCGAGCCCCUACACCUGCUGUUCAAGUAAAGCCCAUUACCAGCAUGACACCUACGAAGUCUGUAGUAGGUGUUGGAAACUCCCAGGGAAGGACUGAAAUGAAAGCUCAAGUAGUCACACCAGUUGUUCAAAUUAAACCAGAAGUAAAAUCUGAACCAGAGUUUCCAGAUGAAGAUGAAGAAACCAGAUUAUACCGUUUGAAAAUAGAAGAACAGAAACGUCUAAGAGAAGAAAUUCUGAAACAAAAGGAGCUAAGACGACAACAACAGGCUGGUGCUAGAAAGAGAGAAUUACUUGAAAGACUUGCACAGCAGCAACAGCAGCAGCCUCCUACCCAGCAGUCCUUCAUGCAACAAGAGGAGGAAUCCUCAGAAUUGCCUGCCAAUGGAAACCCAUUCAUACCCCAUCCUGGCAUGCAGGCCAGGCAAAAUGUGAAAAACAGACUUCUCGUGAAAAAGCCAGACAUGGUCAUUUCAAAUAUUCAGCUGAAACCCACAGAUUUCCCACAGGCUGGGGCUAAUAUGCAGUUUCAAGGACAGCCAGUAAAAACAGUAAAACAAUUGAGACAGACUAGACCAGUACCUCAAGGUCAGCUUCCUCUGUCGCAGAAACCAUUACCAACAAAACCUGCUGCAGGAUCACUAACCCCAGCACAGACUGCUAGAGUGGCUUCAAUACAAGGAAGGCCUCAGGAUCUGAAACCAGGUGUGAAAAGGACUGUCGUUCAGCGGGCAAACAGUGGUAGUGGAGAUGGGCCCCAUGUCGGCACCAAAGUCAGGGUGAUUAAGUUGUCAGGAGGGCAGGGGGGAGAGAGUGUUGGCUUUUUUCACCCCGAGGGCCAGCCCCAGCGGCCUCAACAACCUCUAGAGCCAAAGGUGCAGCCAGUGCGGAAGGUCACAUUGACAAAGGGAACACUCCAUCCGCAGCAGCAGCAGCACCCGCAGCAGCAGCAGGUGUCACCAAUACAUUCAACAGUUCCUCAAGGAGUCAAAAACAUCCAGGGAAUUCAUCAAGCUAAGAAGGUCAUUAUGCACGGGAGAGGCAGAGGAGUAGCAGGCCAGAUGGGCCGAGGACGCUUGAUGCCAAAUAAACAGAACCUGCGAGUGGUGGAGUGCAAACCUCAGCCCUGUAUCGUGUCAGUUGAAGGGCUUUCUUCAUCAACUACUGAUGUCCAACUGAAAAACCUGCUGAUGUCAGUAGGACCCAUUCAGAGUUUACAGAUGCUUCCUCAGCAACGGAAAGCCAUAGCGAAAUUCAAGGAGCCGGCGCACGCAUUAGCAUUUCAACAGAAAUUCCACAGGCAUAUGAUAGAUCUGUCCCAUAUUAAUGUGGCACUGAUAGUUGAGUGAUACCUGCUGAGAAUAUAAUCUGUGAACAAAUGAAGUCUACUGUGGAGCUACACAGGAAGAUUCAGUGGCAAAACUAUCAGGAUCUGAAAUCUUUUCAGUUUACUGUCUUUCAUUAACUGGUCUGUGGAACUACAGAAAGACACGAGAUGUCUUCAAGAAAAGGUGAACUUGAGAGGAUCUAGCGCCAUGGAGUUUUUGUGUUCAGUUUCUUCACAUUCUGUUGUAACCACGUGGAACUAGAUUUUUUUCAGCGUGCUUACAUUGCAUGUAGACACUAUUCUUCAGGAUGCUACUGUGUGAUCACAGUGACUUGAGAGCGAACAUUUACAUCGAGAAAUUUAAAAACUCAUUUACAGCAAAGAAUAUUUGAUAAUGGUUGCUCUUAUCUUCAGUGCAAGGUAUUUAAAUGAAAACUCACUUUUUUAAACCAAACACAUAAGUCUGUAUCGCCAAGAAGAUAAAAGGUGUGUUCUUAUAUAGAUUAAAACAUGGUCUAUUUAACCAAUCGGUAGUAUGCCAAGAUUUGGAGGUGACACUGGAAGGUUGGAGUUGCUCUUUGUGUAAAUAUGUUAAAUCUUUCUUGGCAUCUUCUAGUCCAGUACAGUCUUUCUGCCUUUUUCCUUCUCUCCUGCUCAUAAAUGAAACACUGUGUAGAAAUGUCAUUGCUACAUUUUCCCCUUGGGUUUAAAAGAAAGAUCUUAAUCUUCACCCUCCAGUAGCAUCAUGGAAUAGUUAACGCUUAGUGGUAAUUGAUUACAGUUUAGAUUAUUUUAAAUGGGAAUGCAAGGUACAAAUUAAAACUAAAGCACUUAGGUGCUUGUUUUAAAAAAAAUUGGCAUAGAAAAAAUAGUAUAUUCCCAAUAAUUACUUUGUACCAGAGUUACCUUUAAAAUUAUUUUUAUUAAGAUAUUUUUCUUUGGCAUUUAUUUUGUGAUUAAUGCUCAAACGUAAAAAAUCCCCAUAAUAGCAGAAAGCAUUUCUUUUGUGAUGUGGUGUUCCUGAUUGAGUUGGGAUUAUGGGGAUGUUGUUAUGCUGCUGCUAAAAUUAGCAGUACCAAAAAUUAUGUACAAAGAUUAAGGACAUUUACAUUUUACACUAAAUAAAAUCAACCAUACUUUCUUUGGGUUGGCACUGUCUAGACAGAAUUUCCAAAGGAACAACUUUUCAGUUACUUCUUGGAUAUGGUUAGUAAAAUGCCAUCACUUAGAUCUGAUCUCAGGUUUACUGAAAUAUUUCCUCGGUUCUUAGAUUUGGGGGGCGUGGGGGUGUUGUUAGCUCCUUUAAGUACUUGACCUGCUUUUUGAACUUGGGUACCUGUGGGGUCUUUGUAGGUUUAUUGAGACCCAAGUAACAAACAGAAAAAGUGACAGAGUGCAGUGAAUUUUACAGUAGCUAUAAAAGCUGGAACCUAAAAUAAAUGCCAGAACAUGGAAGAAUGGGUGUGUGAAGCAAAUUAGUUGCUAUUAACCUUAGCUUUUGUGGAAGAUUUAGUACUAACAAAGUUCUUAUAGGCCUUCUAAUUGGCUUUCUCGCCAAUUUUUUCUUUUUUUACUGACUUGCCAAUUAAGUAGAAGUUACUAAAAAUUAAUGAUUGAGCAGUAAAUACUGUCAGAAGUCUCCCAGACAAAGCUGCUUUAUUUUUCCACUGAAAUAAUGCAGGGAUAAGGUUGUAUAUUACAGCUAUUACACUGGAAAAUG
Molecule: messenger RNA, 5335 nt
Organism: Gavialis gangeticus (Gharial)
Lineage: Eukaryota; Metazoa; Chordata; Crocodylia; Gavialidae
Gene: RBM33
Product: RNA binding motif protein 33
Exons: 20
Coding region: 38-3637 (1199 amino acids)
Molecular function (GO): RNA binding
Source: RefSeq, a predicted model, not a curated record